AUGGCUACAAUGGUGAAGGAGAAGCGUAAAGAAAAAAAGAAAUCAAAAGACAGAGGGAGCGCCACUAGAGAACUAUCACCAGUUAACAUAGUUCCUCCGACAUUUGAGGAGUUAGUCUACACUACUGAAAGUUCCUGUGAAGCUGAGUCAUCCCAAAAUGUUACCAUUGAAUCUUUCACCGAAGUUUCAUAUACAGAACAAACCGAAACCAAUAAUAUAAGUAUAGAAAUAAUAGAAGAAAGUAGAGAAAAUGUGGAUGAAGUAUAUAGUGAACAAAUUAAUAUAGAAACUAAUUUAGAUCAAGAAUGUUUAGUACAAUCUGAGAAUAUUGAAAAGAGUAUACAUAUCACAGAUACAUCAGCCGGACAAAUUGAAGAGUCAAAUGUAUUAACCAAAGAGUCUAUAGUUGAAAGUGCUUAUAAAGAGUUGCAGCGAAAACUGGAACACAUGGCUAUACCAAGUGAAGCUACGGAAGCAAUAAGCCCAGAAAGACAGUUUGAGCUUAUUCAUCCCGAUGCUUACUUAAGUACCGAGCAGCAGAUACCGGAUUCUUCUUUAGAACAAUUAGAAGAUGUAGCACCAUCAGCUCCUUGCUUUGAAGAAGUACCAAAAACAGUGCAACGUGAGGAAGUGUUUGUAGUAACUAAACCUAAAAUAAAAUGUAUGCCAUUAGAAGAUGCUAUAAAACUCUGUGGAGGGACGGAGAUGGAAGAAGUGAGAGCUAUGAGCCAAAGAGAAGAGGAGUUAGUGGAAGCGGGACCUAUGAGUGGACCGGAUCAUCCGCUUGUUGAUCUUUUGUCCACAUUCAGAUCAUCACUAAUAGCAGUGGAGCGAGAACGAGUAAAGCUUGCUGCUGGGUUUGCAGACGAAGAGAAAAGGAGAGCUACGCUUUGGAAGAUAGAGAAACGAUAUGUGAAUAUAUCUGAGAAGUGUCAGUGCGGGCUCAAUGUGGACCUUAGAGCUAGCUAUGAGUACGCUGAGCUGAACAAGGAGAGGCUGCCUGUAGCCAAGAUGAGGCUGGAGGGCCUACUGAGAGAUGUACAGGAAUCUUACUGCCAUCAUCAGCAUGCUGCACUGUUGGCACAUUGUCAGAUCGAGGAGUUAAUCUCAGAGACUAUACAGAGCGACAAGCUUAUGAUUCGUGAAGCUCUAUCCCUAAUAUUGCAAGCGCUGCGCCUCAGCGACAACGCGCCUGAUGCGCUCGCCAGCGCUUUACAGCGGUGGGCCACAGCGCUUUCCGCUGCUUUGAUCGACAACCGAGAUCUGCGACAACUGCUGUUCCUCAUACAUCAUCUGUUCAAGCAGACCCGGUCCGUACAGUGGGCGUCACAAGUGAUACACGUGCACGUGGACAGUGCCUCCCCCUGGCGGAUACUUGCGAUACUAGAGCUGCUACUCGUCCGGUCCCGCACCGAUACCGCGCUCGAGUGUAUUGAGGAGGGUGAGGAUGCGUGGGAGGAGGUGGACGAGCACGGCGGUGAGGGCGCGGUCAGUGACGGCACGCUGCGGGAGCGGGACCUUAUAGCGCUGCUGAACUCCUUCCCGCUCAGGGACCUGGUCGCCAGGCUCGUACUGUUUACGCAUACUGACAUCCGUCGCGCCCGGCCCCAGGAGUGGGGCGAGCACGCGGGCGGGCGCGGCGUGCUGCGCGCGUGCUGCGGCGUGCGCGUGUCGCUGUGCGUGUGGCGGCGCGCGGCGCGGGCGCAGGCUGGGUACGCGCGCCUGCGGCACCUCCUGCGGCAGCUCGCGGCACGCACCCUGCAUGCACUCGCCUGCUUGCACCUCACUUCUAGAGCGUUCUACGACCCCGACAUAGAAGAGAAGAUAUCAGCGGAGUUGGAAGCAGCAUUCUGUGCCGGUUUCCACCUGUAUGAUGCACAGGACCUGCAUCAAUUGCCUGCUACAUUGUUAUCUGAUGAUGCCGCUAAGGAGUACUGUAUAUCUCUCAUUGUGGGAUUACAUGAUAAAUCUCCAAAACAAUUGGAUCAGCUUGCAAUAGAGUUGCCAGUGUUACCGUGUGACGUGCGCGUGCGCAUCAUAACGCAGGCCGCUAUAGAUCGCGCGCAGGACCACGAGCUGGCUAGGCUUGUCUUGGAAUUUUUAUUACAGACCGGAUUGAAGCGUAAAUCGAUAUCGUGUAAAGUGCUAUGCGACGUGGCUGCGCGGGAGUGCGUGGGCAAGUUACUGGCCACGCACGUGUAUCUACAUACCAUGGCUCUACAUAUACUGGCUGAUCUCAGCGUGGUGGAGUCUUUAGACCCGUCCUGUGUGAAAACUUUAAAAGUGAACAAAUGGCGUCCCACCACCGGGGAGGCGAGGGCGUUACUGGACGACUGGUCGAGGCGGUGUCAGAACUUACUGCAACAUUUACUAUUGGAGAUGGAUUAUACACCUUAUGUCGGUGUCUCUCUAGACGUUCAGCUAAGCAUAGGUAGCUGGUUGUGUGAGUGGGUGCGGGUUAGAUCCCCCGGCAGUAGCGGGGGCGCUCCCCCAGAGUGGUGUUGGAGUAUACUCCGGCGCCUGCGCCCCCACCGCACGUCGUGGCGGCUCGCCCCCGAUGCGCCCCCGCCGGAUACUGAACCCACUGACUUGUUCUCCAUUGCCUACGCGCUGAUGUCUUCGUCUUGGGGACAUUGUAUACCUGUUAUAUGUUCGGAAGGAGUGUCUGGCCUGUGUAAGCUAGCCAGUAGUCGUCCCCGCGACGCGGUGCAGUGCCUGGCCGGGGCCAUGCUCGUCAUGGCGCAGUCGCCCGAGUCACUCGCCUACACACCCAAGUUUGCAGAAGUAAUAUCUCUCCUCCUGAACUCUGGACCGACAUUAGUGCAGCGUGCACUGGGCCGCGGCGGUGUCACCGGGGCCGACUUGCUACUGCGACUCAUACUGGCACAGCUUGAAGAUAGUGGCGAGUCCCGCGCGAGUGUACUGAGUGCGUGGCUGCACGUACUAUGGGGGCGGGGCCCGGCCGGCGCCUGCGCACUGGCGGACGCGGCCGCUGCCGCUACGCGGGACUGGCCGGUACUCGACGCGUACGCUGCGGGGUUGUUGCAGGAGGAAAACGCAAGAGAACAUGUGUCCCAAGCGGUCCGCAACGCGAGUACGGCGCCGGGACUGUGCGAGUGUAUACUGCGCGCGCACCACGCGCACUGCGCGCGCCUGCACGCCGCGCUCUGCACGCGCCUGCACCUGCAGCGCGCCGCCAGCGUCAGGAUACACGUCGAUAAUGCACUACAGAAACUAGGCACCCAGUUGACAUCAGACGAGCUAGUGAUAUACCGCGCGGCGGCGGCGGCCCUGGCGGCGCCCGCCUCGCACCCCGCGCACCUAACGCUGUGGCGGCUCUUCAUGCAUCUAUAUCUACAGUCUCCACCUGAUUAUGGGUUAGUACCACCAGUAGGCCCACUAUUCUUCAGUGGACUAAUAAAAUCUCGCACACUCGCACAUUUAAAACGAAAACUCCAAGAAUCGAUUACCUACCACCACAAUGAAGGCGAAGCACUCAAAAUCGAGCACAAAUCAAUCGAUACUAGCGACACACAACCGAUUUCUCGAGCAGAGAAAGCAAGUCCGUCUAAAAUCGAAGAUAGUCUGUUACCAGCGUUAUCGAUAAUCGAUUUGACUGGAGAAUCGAGUGAGUCCAGCGAUACUGAUGAUGACAGUCACAGUGAGAAGGAAUCGAGUCCGAAUAGUGAAGCGAUUGAUGCGAAGAAGAAUGUUUAUAAUCUGAUUGUUUAUCAUGCUGGGGCUGAAAAAAUGUUCAGCGAAUAUCUACACUGGCUGGAGGAAGGUGACAAAGUGCGCGUGCCGCCACACUUCGCGGACCUCGCCAGGUUCAUACCGGAGCAUGCGUUAGAAGCAGGUUGGAAGCAUGCAGUAGUCCGUCCAGUCCCGUGUAUAGAGGUGGAUAGCUUCCCCCUGCCCACUACUCCACCGGCGCAGGACUCCGCCCCGCCACAGACGCCAUUCCAUGUAGCUGUCGAUACUAUACUGAAGAUCAAAGACCAUUCAAAAAGAAGACGAAAGCGAUCAUUGAUCAAGUCGCCAGUGGAAGACGUCGACUUCAAAGAUGCGCGUACGCUGCUGUCUCUAGUCGAUAAACAUCUGAAAGACAUCGAGAGACUUGCGCAAGAGUGGUGUACGGAAGUGGGUCGCGUCUCCUCAUUGGACAGUCGUCUGUGGGAGCUAGUGAGUGUACUGCGCGUGCGCCGCGCACUGCCGCCAGUCCGCAAACAGUGCGCUAACAAGUGCAAGCAUAUUACCAUCUAUAUACCGGAGCAAGAGUGGUGUGUGUCGGUGGACGCGGAGCGCGGCGUGCGCGACAACAGGAGCAGCGCGCGCGCAGCAGUGCGCCGCCUCGCGCGCGCACGCCCGCACGCCGCGCGCACUGCCGCCGCGCUGCAUACUAUUGCUCGCCGCACCCGCAGCAGCGAGGCAGCCGUGCGAGUAGUGGAGCGCGCGUGGCGCUGCGCGGGCGCACCGCACUGCGCCGCCUGCGCGCCCGCAGCUGCGCUACUCCACGCACUCGUCUCGCUACUUGCUGAGCGCUGGAUAUGUCAGAACGGUCGUAUAUGCGCGGACCUAUUAUCUUCCUGGGGCAAGCGCUCGAGUGGCUCCCUGCAACAGUCCCUGUGCGGAGCCCUGCUGGCGCCCAGACAACUGCCGGCGGAGGCCUGGCCACUUGUAUAUAUGCAGUUACUGGGGACACAGCUACCUUCGCAUACAUUAUUCAGUUAUUUGUCCAGGUUCGAAAUGAGUCGUUGGUCGGAAACUGCAGACGUUACCCAACGUAAAGAGAUGUUGGAUGCUCUACUUCGUACAGUCCAGCGCUGGGGUCCCACGCCUGCAGCCGAGCACUGCAUGCUAGUGGAACUGCUGGGCCUGCAUACUGCUGUGUUACUGGACGUCAGGGAACUAGGCGAGCAUCUUGUCACAUGCGCAGGCGCAGCCGUCGAAAACAAGUUGCCGGCCGGACACUGGGUGCAUCUCAUCCGAGCUGUCGAUGCUAAGGCAUCUGGUGUGCCAUUUGAUCAGCUGGGCCACGUACUGCGCUCGCUGGGCGUGGUGUGGUGGGAGGCGCGCACGCGCAGGCAGGCGGGCGCAGUGGGCGCAGCGGGCGCGGCGGGCGCGGCGCUGGCUGCGCAGGCGCCGCACGUGGCGCGGCUACUGCACGCACUGCUGCGGGCCUUCGUGCACGCUGCACGCAACCUCAGCUACGCGCCUGACAGGGUGGCAUGGUACGCGUGGUCAGCCCUCCAGGAGUCGUGGGGUGCGUGGGUGUCCCCCCACGCGGGCGCUCCGCCCCUGCUGCCGUCGACGUCGGACCUGGAGGCCUACACGCCCAUGCUGAGGCAUUUCCUUGACUGCAUACACCAGGUCAUGCUGGACUGUCCUGGUACUGAGAUCUACCUCCUGCAGCAAAUAUUCGAGUGGUGCGUACAGUCCUAUAUGACGGUGCAGGGCGCCGGCUCGGGCUGCGCCCCUGCCCCCUCUUCGGGCCCCGCCUCGCAGGAGGCUCGAGUACAGGCCUCGGCCCUCCUCGCCGAGAUGGCCAAGCUACCCUGGACGGAGCACCAGUGGUUCUAUGGCAAGAGUUUGCAGCAGGCUUUACAGAUAUCGACAAGCACAGACCGCGAGCUGACGUCCUGGUGCAGUGCCACGUGGAGCUGCGCGCGCGCAGACUGCCUGCUGGCCGCCUGCGAGCCUGCGCAGCUCGCGCCGCAUCUGGCGCAACUACUGUAUCUCUUCACUGGGACGUUACUGCCACACUCACUACAGGUACUAGAGGAAGCGUGCAAGUUACCAUGGCGUCGACUCCCGGAGCUGGCGCUGGACGAGGCGUUGGAUCGGUUCUACAUGGUACACCAUAACCCGGCCAUACCUUACCACGACCUGCCGCAGUUCAAGGUGAUCCUAGUAUCGUGCGAGCUGUCCCCGCUGCAGCCGGCGCCCCCCGAGCCCCUGCCGCGCCACAAGCGAGCGCGCGGAGUGUCGCAGUGGGUGCGCGCCGCAUGCGCACCCGCGCUCGCUGCGCAUGUCACUGCGCAAACUGCGCAUCUACUGCGCGUCAUAGAGAUGCUAGCGCCACAUUUAGAAGAGUCGGGAGGAGAGCUGGAGGAGUUGAUGUCUCGCGCCGUCGUCAUCAUGUGUAUAGAGCCCGCUGCUACUUCUGCUUUGCCGGUGUGGGUAUCGUGGGUGAGCAGCGCCAGUCCCCGCCUGGUCCGCGCGAGUAUAUCCGCGGCGGCCGCGCUCACUGCCUUCGAGUACUUCGCGGCACUCGCCGACACUGCGGCACGGACACUGCUACUCUCUACUGAGCCAGUAGGUUGGCUGGAGAUAUCAUCCCGCUGGCAGUCGUGCCCGUGGCGCGAGGGCGGCCCGCUGUGUGCGCGCGCGCGCCUGCACGCGGCGUACGCAUGCGUCGCCGCGCACGCGCACACAGCGCGCGCACUGCACGAUGUACUCGCUGCAUUGCACGCUGCAGACAUACACUUCGUGGACAACGAACCAAUGAUAGCAGUGUGGAUAUGCUUCGCAUGUCGUAUAGCUGUCUCGCUCCCUCAACACAGUGACGAGGCGCGUGAGAGCUGCGCGUGCGCACGCUCUCUACUAGCGCGCUGGGCGGAGACACCGCGCCGUUCUAUACUCAGGGUCGUCACUAUGCAUGCUGAUACUGAUAAACCUACUGCACUCCAUCGCAUACUGUGCCGCUACGCUCAAUGCGUGAUCUCUCCAGACGAUACUACGCGUCGGAACUAUGAAACCGCGUGUAGUACCACGUUGGGCGCCAACAGUGACGUCAUCACAUGGGCCGCCACCCCACAGUUAAACAAACUAGUUAGACUCGCCAUCAGACUAUGGCCAAAGUAUGAAAAAUACUUCCAACACGAAAUCCAAUUAGCGCCCGAAGAAAGUAAUGUAAGUGUUUAA
This is a messenger RNA of Spodoptera littoralis (African cotton leafworm), 6924 nucleotides long. The record is from the annotation of a GenBank genome assembly. NCBI's taxonomy places the organism in Eukaryota, Metazoa, Arthropoda, Insecta, Lepidoptera, Noctuidae.